AUGACCACCAUUCCGGCAAGGAACCGCUUCACAGGCAGCAGCGGCAAACAAAAGAACAUUACCUCAGCACCAGGUCCAGCACUCCGUCCACUGCUUCUCUAUUCCCUACUUUACCCCUCUUUUUCCUACCAAAGCCUUUUUGAGUAUUUGGGCACUGAACCUGUUGACAGGUACACUCCGGGGGGUUACCAUCCAAUCGCAAUCGGAGAUCUAAUUAAUGGACGCUACCUGAUCGUGGAUAAACUGGGAUUUGGGGGUUAUUCGACGUUAUACGUCGCUCUCAAAGUGGGCACUGCAUCAGCAUCCCUGGAAACAAAAGCUCUCCGUGCUCUCGCUAUUCUAUCUGACCACCCGGGACGUGAUGCGAUUCCUUCUCCUCUUGAUGAAUUCGUUAUUCAUGGACCUAACGGGGCUUACCCAUGCUUGACAAUGGUACUUGCACAAGACAACCUGAGAGAAGCGUCUGACUGUCGCUUGUUUCCUAUUGAUGUUGUACGAACUUUGGUAGGAGGACUCACAAUGGCCGUUGCCUAUAUGCACUCUCAUGGAUAUGUCCAUGGAGAUAUUCACCUGAGCAACAUCUUAGUCAAACACCCAUCACAUAUCAAUGAUCUCUCUAUUGAGAAAUUCUACGAGAUACACGGCAAACCAUACGCUGAGCCCAUUAUCCGCUGUGAUGGAGAACCACUUCCACUGAAUGUCCCACAGCAAGCUGUCAUGCCCAUAUUCUGGGGCAUAAAAGCCAACCAGUUUACACUCGCCAAUGCACAUAUAAUCCUUUCUGAUUUUGGUGAAUCAUUCUCCCCAUCUUCAGAGACUCGGCUUGCGAAGGACUGCCACACACCACUUGCAAUGCGGCCCCCGGAAGCCCGGUUUGAGCCUCUUGCUAAACUGUCCUACCCAUCCGAUAUCUGGAGCCUGGCAACGGCAAUAUGGGAAAUACUUGGCAUGAAGGUCCUAUUCAGCGAUGAGUUUGCUACGGAGGAUGAGGUUGUCAGUCAGCAUAUUGAUGCUCUGGGGCCAAUACCCAAGCGCUGGAUGAAGCUCUGGGAGCAAAAGAAUGAAUUCUUCAAUAACAAAGGGCAUCUGAAAAAGGGCCGCUCUCUAUGGCCAUCACUUGAGCAGGCAUUUGAGCAAAAUGUGCAGAGCUACCGACGGAAAGUUGGAGUGGAGGAAUUUGGGGAAGAGGAAACAACAGCUAUUCUUGACUUGAUGCGCCGCAUGCUACGAUUUCUGCCAAAGGAACGAUCCAGAAUUGAAGAGGUUUUGCAAUCGGAGUGGAUGGUCAAAUGGGUUAUGCCAGAUUUCGAGCAAAUUCGAUCGUCGAGAUUCAAUUGAGGGAGCAGUCCAACCUCAAACGGUAAGCCGAUGCUGCACAACCCCAUCUUGUCUUUUCGUCCGUCGAAUAUGCCCUAUGUGCAUUGUGCAAGGCUCUAGGAUACUCGCUCCAUUGGGACUAAACUCGUACCGCCAUUGGGUUGCUUUCGGUAUCGAGAACGCG
Messenger RNA from Aspergillus glaucus CBS 516.65, 1501 nucleotides. RefSeq lists its product as uncharacterized. The record is from RefSeq and is a predicted model, not a curated record. NCBI's taxonomy places the organism in Eukaryota, Fungi, Ascomycota, Eurotiomycetes, Eurotiales, Aspergillaceae. Bases 1 to 1338 code for a protein of 445 amino acids. Gene Ontology annotation, molecular function: ATP binding; protein kinase activity. Gene Ontology annotation, biological process: spliceosomal complex assembly; protein phosphorylation; regulation of mRNA processing. The transcript has 4 exons.